This is a messenger RNA of Aspergillus clavatus NRRL 1, 4371 nucleotides long. Its product is annotated as putative ABC multidrug transporter. The transcript is spliced from 5 exons. Lineage: Eukaryota; Fungi; Ascomycota; Eurotiomycetes; Eurotiales; Aspergillaceae. Gene Ontology annotation, molecular function: ATP hydrolysis activity; ABC-type peptide transporter activity; ATP binding. Gene Ontology annotation, biological process: transmembrane transport. The record is from RefSeq and is a predicted model, not a curated record. The coding region runs from base 1 to 4371 and encodes 1456 amino acids. Gene Ontology annotation, cellular component: fungal-type vacuole; membrane.
AUGGAGCUUCUUCCGAGAGCUUCACAGCGUCUGCGGGCGGCGUCUCCACCUUUCAAGACAGUGAUCAAGUGCAGAGCAUGUAUACAGUACGCUGCUCGUACUUGCAAAAGGAAGGCCCAUGCUGGUACGACUCCUUCAUCGGACGAUUCGAAGACCAGAAUUCCUCUACCCUUCGCACUUGCACACCUCGCUGUGACUAUUGCGGCAUGUUGUCUGAGCUGGGUGGAAUUACACGGCAAAGGAGGCUGGAAACGAUCUGUUCUCUUGACCUAUGUCUUGCUUCUGGCUGUAGUCAGGCUUUGCGGCAAGUGUAACAAGUACAGGGUGCAUCUCUAUAGCCAUGUCAAUGUGUUGGCCAUUGUGGCAGUGGCUUUGGAAAUCGUCCAAGAUCUGAUUCCAAUGGCAAUAGUGGGCUCGAGCUACCGUCCAACAGCAAUAGGGAGUGCUAUAUUAGCAUGCGUGGCCGCUACGUUGGCAAUUGUACUUGCGACUCCUCGGUCUCCUCGCCCAUUGGUUUCGGAUGCGGAAAUUCACAAACCAGAUAUGGAGGAGAAGCCUUCGCCAGAAGAGACCUGCUCUCUAUUCUCAUACUAUUGCUCCUACGAGUGGAUCACCUACGUGAUCAUCCGCGGCUGCCGGCGGGAUCUAACAAUGGACGACUUGCCGCCCCUGCCUUCUUACGAUGAGCCGCUUAAAUGGCUGAAGAAGAUCAAAAGGCAGCGCCUCAGAGGCGGAAAGACUCUGCGGACGUUGUGCAGAUUGCUCAAAACAGAGAUAAGAACUAUGAUGUGCUGGGCAGCGACUACCGCGAUAGUGGAAUUCGCUGCUCCUUUCUCCAUGCUGCGUUUGCUGGCGUACUUGGAAGAUCCCAAUGGUGCAAUUGUACAUCCUGUGCUCUGGAUAUGCCUGCUUUUUAUCGGACCUACCGUGCGAUCUCUGUGUUAUCAGCAAUACAUCUUUACUGCUACACGACUACUGGUUCGAGUGAAUCUUUCACUUGUCCAAGAGAUUUAUCAGACCGCAAUGCGAUCACAUAUCUACGAUGAGUCUAUCCGCCACCACGGCAGGAGAAGGUCCCACGAAAUAGCAAGCCACAAGGUAGAGACCACAAAGGGUGCGUCAAAGUCCAGCCAAGCGAACCUAACCAGCUUGAUGUCCUAUGAUGUUGAUGCUAUCUACAAUUCCCGGGACAUCUUCUACGUUGCAACCGCUGGCCCAAUAUCGACCACGAUUGCCAUGAUUUUCCUCUACCGAAUGCUUGGCUGGCCAUCCUUGUUCGGCGUUCUGGCGCUUUUUUGCUUGACUCCUCUCCCGGCUCUAGCUUCCCGCAGGGUAUCCCGCAUCCAGCAAUCUGUAAUGAGAGCCACCGAUAUACGCCUUUCAAGGAUCUCAGAGUAUCUAAAUUCGAUCCGUACACUGAAGUAUUUUGGAUGGGAGCCAGCUGCGAUGGCUUCCAUCAACGACAUACGAAGUGUCGAACAGCGUCGUCUCUGGAGAAGAAGUGUCUAUGCUGCUGCAAUCUCUAUGGCGGGCGACCUUCUACCGCUGGUCAGCUUACUGGUCAUGUUCUCCAUUUUAGUUCUAUUCACAAACCGUCCUCUGCGGGCUCCCAUUGCGUUUACCUCAUUGUCGAUCAUGGAGACUCUGCGAUCCCAAUUUGUCUGGCUCUCCAAUGUUAGCAGAUACUCAGCCCAGGGCGCAGAAUCACUUCGCCGCGUGGAUCACUUCUUCGACACAGCGAGUGAAGUCAAACGCCAUCCCGACGGCCCACUGGCGCUCAACCACGCAGCAUUUCGGCGGACGCCUAUUGCAGCUUUUCGACUAGUAGAUAUCUCAAUUGUAUUCAAGCAGAAUGGCCUCAAUAUCAUCGCCGGCCCAACUGGUAGCGGGAAAACCUCUUUGCUACUUUCGUUACUUGGUGAAACUAUUCUGGAAUCAGGAUCAGCCACUUGUCCUCGUGAUGUAGCUUAUGUGCCUCAGUCGCCAUGGCUCCAAAACGACACGAUCAGGGAGAACAUUUUGUUCUACAGUUCCUUUGACGAGGCUCGUUACAAUACAGUCAUCGAUGCCAGUGGCCUCUGCCAGGACCUCCAGCAGCUUCCCGAGGGCGAUCUUACAUUAGUCGGAGAGAAGGGCACAUCGCUUUCUGGGGGACAGAAACAACGUGUCUCCCUUGCCAGGGCUUUAUACUCGCGGUCAUCCACACUGCUACUGGAUGACAUAUUUUCCGCACUUGAUACACAUACAACUUCUCUUGUUUAUGAGAAGUGCUUUCAUAGUGAUUUACUGGCAGACAGGACUGUUGUUCUUGUCACCCAUCUGCCAGCUGCAUUGAAGGAUGCUGAUCUGGUUAUCCACCUAAAUCACGGCAGAGCUUCUCUAACGAAGGUUCCUUCGGCGUCUCCUCAAGCUCUAAUGCAUUCUGCACCCGCUGUCGUUGAGGCGACCCCGACUAGCAGCGAACCACAAACAGAACUUGAGGAGUCUACACCAUCUAAAGCUUCCUUGAGUAUCAUUCCGGAUGUACGUGCUCAACAAGUUGCUCAGGCGGAUCGCAUUGUCAAAGAGACGUCGGCUACGGGCCGUGUGCCCCGUACAUUCUUUCUCCAGUAUAUGGUCCUCUUUGGCGGGGUCUUCUACGCAACAACGACUCUUCUGGCUACCAUAACCGUCCAAUUUGCUUACUUCUCUAUCACAUAUUGGCUCUCCAUCUGGACUGGAGCAUACGAGGAAUACGAUCACCCAAACUCGUUAUUCUACCUGUCUAUCUACGCGGCCUCGAUCGUAAUCUUUCUUUUGCUUCAGCUUACAAACAAUCUUUUGUAUCAAUAUGGUAGCUGGACGGCUGCCAAGAAGAUGCACAUGAAACUUGUCACAGCAGUACUCUCUGCUCCGAUCUCAUGGUUCGACCAAAACCCCAUUGGCCGUGCUAUCAAUCGCUUUGGAAACGAUACUCGAUCUAUGGAUACUGUUCUAGUUGACUGGUUGCGGAUGUCGAUCGAGAACGGGCUGCGCUUCCUACUUCGUAUCGCCAGUAUCGCAUCUAUCAUGCCGAUAUUUGCUCUUCCUGCUGCUGUGAUUUGUACCAUCGGGUUUCUCAUUGGAGAGAUGUACACCCGUGCACAGGUUUCGAUUAAGAGAUUAUCUUCCAUCAACUAUUCCCCCGUGUUCUCUCAUUUCACCGAUUCAUUGGCUGGGAUGACUGUGAUUCGCGCUCGACAAGGCAUGAACGAAGUGUUUCAGAAGCUGCUGGCAGACAAGCUGGCUGUUCAUGCUCGCUCUGCAGAAGCGCAGUACAACUGCAACCGCUGGGUCUCCGUUCGGUCAGACCUUUGUGCAGCUUCCGUUGCAGCAGCGGCAGGAUGCGUAGCCUACUUCUGGUCUGGGUCAGCAGGACUUGUGGGAUUCUCAUUGACUAACGCCAUUGGUCUUAGUCAGACGAUCCUGACUCUAGUCCGAACGAUGAACGAACUUGAAGUUGAGCUCAAUUCCUUCCAACGGAUCCGGGAAUACGCAGAGAUCGAACCGGAAGAGAAAUUGACCGAGAAAGAGCGUAGCAAAGCUGAAGCUAUCCCGGCUAGUUGGCCGAUAGCGGGACGAGUUGAAUUUCACAACGUCGCUGCACGAUACCAGCCGGACGGCCCGAAUGUCCUACGUAACGUCUCCUUUGUCGCAAACCCUGGCGAGCGAAUCGGCAUUGUGGGACGAACCGGCAGCGGCAAGAGCACCCUCGGCCUCUCCCUACUACGCUUUGUCAAUGUGACCGUCGGUCAGAUCACAAUCGACGGCAUCAGCAUCAGCAACAUCCUUCUACACCAUCUUCGCACAAGCGUCACCCUCAUCCCCCAAGAACCCGUUCUCUUCUCGGGCGACGUACGAUCGAAUCUUGACCCAUUCGGCGAGUCAAGCGAAACCGAGCUCCAUGACGCUCUGUCCGCUUGCACGUCCAUUCAAAUCCAUGGUGGUCCGGAAACAGGGAGAGCAACCCGGCCUCUUUCCCUGGACACGCCCGUUGCAGCCAACGGAGAGAACUUCAGUCAAGGUCAACGACAGGUCUUAAGCAUUGCGCGCGCGGUCUGCCGUCGCUCCAAGGUCGUCUUGCUGGAUGAGGCUACUGCCUCAGUCGACCACGAGACGGAUAUGCACAUGCAGAAGCUGUUGCGGAGCAUGUUCCCAGACUCCACGAUCAUAGCCAUCGCGCACCGGCUGCGGACUAUCAUGGACUAUGACCGGGUCCUGGUCAUGGCUGAGGGUGAGAUCAUCGAGAAUGAUUCUCCUGCAAAUCUCAUCGAAAAGAAAGGCGUUUUCUGGAAUAUGUUGCGGAAUACGGGGGAAUACGAUGAGUUGGUUCAAAUGAUACAACAAAAAUGA